Pan troglodytes (chimpanzee) is the source of this 401-nucleotide messenger RNA. It is a transcript of the gene RPL38, whose product is annotated as ribosomal protein L38. The transcript is spliced from 5 exons. The record is from RefSeq and is a predicted model, not a curated record. Gene Ontology annotation, biological process: protein-RNA complex assembly; translation. Gene Ontology annotation, molecular function: structural constituent of ribosome. Lineage: Eukaryota; Metazoa; Chordata; Mammalia; Primates; Hominidae. Gene Ontology annotation, cellular component: cytosolic large ribosomal subunit; ribosome. Bases 143 to 355 code for a protein of 70 amino acids.
AUCCUCGGCAGGCACCGUACCCAGUUUCCUCCGUUGGGAGGGUUUAACUGCCCGGAAACGGAAGUCUCGUUCUUUUUCGUCCUUUUCCCCGGUUGCCGCUUGCUGUCCUGGUCCGCGCCGGAGCCCAGCGCGCCUCGUCGCCAUGCCUCGGAAAAUUGAGGAAAUCAAGGACUUCCUGCUCACAGCCCGACGAAAGGAUGCCAAAUCUGUCAAGAUCAAGAAAAAUAAGGACAACGUGAAGUUUAAAGUUCGAUGCAGCAGAUACCUUUACACCCUGGUCAUCACUGACAAAGAGAAGGCAGAGAAACUGAAGCAGUCCCUGCCCCCCGGUUUGGCAGUGAAGGAACUGAAAUGAACCAGACACACUGAUUGGAACUGUAUUAAAAUACUAAAAAUCCUAA